Messenger RNA from Lactuca saligna, 990 nucleotides. Lineage: Eukaryota; Viridiplantae; Streptophyta; Magnoliopsida; Asterales; Asteraceae. The record is from the annotation of a GenBank genome assembly.
AUGGAUUUGAGUUCCAACAACUUCUACGGUCCAAUACCUAAUGUUUCUUCCACCAUGGCAUCAUUAAAUCUCUCGAGAAACAAAUUCUAUGGAGGGAUUUCCUUUUUAUGCCAAAUUGUUGAUGGGUUUUUACAAGUUCUUGAUCUCUCCCAUAACUUUUUAACCGGGGAACUUCUAGACUGUUUAUGGAAUUUCAAACAGCUAAAAGUUCUAAAUCUGGGACACAACAAUCUAUCAGGAAGAAUUCCUACUUCUAUUGAAUCUUUGAUCAAACUCAAGGUAUUGUAUUUAUACAACAAUAACUUCUCUGGAGAAUUACCCAUAUCUUUACAGAAUUGUACGAGUUUAAACUCGUUGAAUUUGGGGGGCAACAAGUUUUCGGGUAACGUUCCUGUUUGGAUUGGAGGAAACUUAUUGAGGUUGUAUGUUCUUAUCCUACGAUCAAACAACUUCUUCGGAACCAUGCCUUUACAAUUAUGUGAAUUAGAAAACCUUCAAAUCUUGGACUUGUCAAUAAACAAUCUCCAUGGAACCAUUCCUUCAUGUUUGAGCAAUCUUACUAGCAUGGUUCAAGAAGGAUUCACACAAGUACAAGAUCUACAAUAUGAUUACUCAUCGUAUUUCGAUUUAGGUAGAGAUGGUGUUGCUUAUGCUGACCAUGCAGUGGUUGAGUGGCUAGGAGAUAAACGUGAAUUCAUUAACAAUUUGAGAUUGUUGAAGAGCAUUGACCUGUCAAGCAACAAUUUAACAGGACAAAUCCCAUAUGAUAUCACCAAUCUUUAUGAAGUGAUUGCGCUAAACUUAUCAGGGAAUGCUCUUCGUGGAGAGAUUCCACGUAAUAUAGGUCUGAUGAAAAAACUUUUAGCUUUGGAUUUAUCUAGAAACAAUUUGUCAGGAGAUAUACCAUCAAGCAUGUCUCAAAUGAGUUUAUUGGAUUACCUAGACGUCUCAUGUAAUAAUUUGUCUGAUAGAAUUCCAUCUAGCACUUAA